Messenger RNA from Trametes versicolor FP-101664 SS1, 1421 nucleotides. Its product is annotated as ATPase V1 complex subunit C. The transcript is spliced from 9 exons. Gene Ontology annotation, molecular function: proton-transporting ATPase activity, rotational mechanism. The coding region runs from base 17 to 1201 and encodes 394 amino acids. NCBI's taxonomy places the organism in Eukaryota, Fungi, Basidiomycota, Agaricomycetes, Polyporales, Polyporaceae. Gene Ontology annotation, cellular component: vacuolar proton-transporting V-type ATPase, V1 domain. Gene Ontology annotation, biological process: proton transmembrane transport. The record is from RefSeq and is a predicted model, not a curated record.
CUCGCUGUCUGGCACGAUGCCGUCGGACCAAAGCACAUGGCUCGUCUCCGUGCCCGAAUCUGGUGACUCCGAAGGGCUCUACCACGAACUGUCGACGAAACUGUGCUCGAGCAGCAAGUCCGUCCUGCCGUCCAAUCUCGCGCAGCUAUCCAUCCCGUCUUUCAAGACAGGAACGCUGGACUCGCUUGUCACCCUGUCUGAGGAGCUGCCGAAGCACGAUGCCUUCUUUACAGCCACUGUCGCGAAGACCGUCGAUACACUCCGCAAUCUGCUCAACAACGACCCGUCCAAACUCGCGCAGCAUAUACUUGUAAACGAGCAGCCGGUUGACUCGUAUGUUCUGAGAGGGUGGUCAUGGAACGAGGGUCGCUACGGCGUGCAGCGAUCCCUGCGCGAGAUGAUCGACGUGCUGAACAAGGAAAUGACGUCUAUCGACAACGUGAUGAAGUCGAAGCUGAACAACUACAACCUCGCGAAGGGCUCUCUGGUGCAGAUGCAGCGGAAGAAGACCGGUAACUUGUCCGUCCGGUCCCUCGUGGAUAUCGUGACCCAGGAUCACUUUAUCAAUGACUCGGAAUAUCUCCAAACUGUACUUGUAGCUGUUCCCAAGAACAAUGUCAAGGACUGGAAUCUGAAAUACGAGCGCCUCACCUCCAUGGUCGUACCUCGUUCAUCGGUCCUAAUCUCGUCAGAUGAUGACUACAGCUUAUUCGCUGCCGUUGUCUUCAAACGCGUACACGAUGACUUUGUGCAAAAGUGUCGAGACAACAAGUUCAUUGUCCGCGAGUUCACCUUCUCGGAGGAAGCCAUCAACAAACAAAGAGAAGAGCUCGACACCGCAGAUACGACAGAGAAGGAGUUGUGGACUGAGCUGCUGCAACUCGCACGAACGAACUUCUCAGAAGCGUUCCAGAUAUUGGUCCACCUCAAGGUCGUCCAGCUCUACAUCGAGAGCGUACUGCGAUACGGCCUCCCCGCGCAUUACAUCGGCUUCUUCAUCAAGCCCGAGCCCAAAGCAACGAAACGGACCCUGGCCACCCUGCAGGCGCAGUUCGCGUACCUCGGCCGCCGCGCGAACCCGGACAAGCUGAAGAACCAGUCCGGCGGUACAGGGGAGGACGCCGGCGGCGAGUACCAGAACCUGCUCGAACAGGAGUUCUUCGACUUCGUCCUGUACGAGAUACCCUGGAUAGUGCUCUAGGCGCGAAUGAGGUUUCCCUGCGACCCUUUUCCGUCGCCUGCAGCGCGAUGACGGGGCUAGCGCGUCGACUCGGAGCCCGUGCGCGGUGGCUGAGCUACGCGCUCCCGGAGGCGCACGGACAGAAGACUGUACCACGUACGAUACGCAGACGCGCGCAGCCCCUACACUCCCCUUAUAGUUAGGCCAGUGGGCCGAAGUCCAAUGAUAUCCCUGCAUACCC